UGCGCACCUCAUUUUAAACUCUUUCUCGACGCGCACGUGUGACAGAAGCGCUCGUUUCGUCGGAGAGGAUCUAGGAGAGAUGGAAAAAGCUGGGUCUAAGCCAGUUACAAGCCCCGGAGAAGCAGCUAUCAGACCUGAGUACAUUGUGAAGCGUAAUGCGAGCAAAGACGGCGAAAUAGGGACGGAACUGAAGCAAGAGCAGUCAAUAGUGGCUGUUGAAACUGAACAAACAGGAGAUGGUAACGGACCACCACCGACGAAGAGGCGCAAAAAGGAGCGAGGCCAGAACAAACGCAGACCAAGAGCGGCAAGAGUGGACCACGCCGACCAACUCUGCCCCAGUCUCAACCACGGCGACCGGUCAAACCGGUUCUGCCAGUUUGGCGACAAGUGUCGCUACUGCCAUGACUGCUCAGAGUUUCUUGCAAAGAAACCGCCUGACAUCGCAGAAUCUUGCCACCUCUUUACCAAACUGGGGAGGUGUCCGUACGGACUGGCCUGUCGCUAUGGUAACAGUCACAUGACUCCCGACCACCAGAACAGGAUUAACGAGGAUUUGUUUGAUCCCGACAGAGCCGGCACGACGAUUAAUAUAAUUUCACGGAGUCUGCAGGAGAACUUGAGGAAAAAGAAAGUCGAACUUCCGAAGUCUGAAAAAUUUCUAAAAGAGUUUGAGAGAGAAAAGAAAGGAAUAAGAAACAACCAGAAGAGUUGUGAAUUGGAGGAAGGAGGGAGUGGGAGAAAGGAGGAGAAGGAAGAGGGUGAGGGUGGAAAAGAAGUGGGUGAGGAGGGAAAAGGAGAGAUGGAGAAAGGGGGAGAGGAUAAAGAGAAGGGGAGAGAGGGAAAAGGAGAGGGGGAGGGAGAGAUGGAGGAAGGGGGGGAGGAUAAAGAGAGGAGGAGAGAGGGAACUAUUGGCAAUGGAUCCACAGAUGAAGUGAAGGAAGAACCUGCUAACCCAGAAGGCCGGGAAGUAGAUGAAGUGAAGGAAGAACCGGCUAACCCAGAAGGCCGGGAAGUAGAUGAAGCAUCCGGGAAACGUGAAUCAAGUGAUGCAGCUAGUGAACCAUCGCAGCCCGUGGAAGGUGCUGUAACUGAUGAAGACACCGUGAUAUUGAGGCCCGAGGAGAGAAAGAAGAUAGACUUCAGGGGGAAGCUGUACCUUGCUCCACUAACAACUGUGGGCAAUCUUCCCUUUCGGAGGAUCUGCAAAGAGUUUGGGGCCGACAUUACGUGUGGAGAAAUGGCAAUGGCCACCAACCUACUGCAGGGGCAACAGAGUGAGUGGGCGCUAUUGAAGCGCCAUGCCAGCGAAGACCUGUUUGGUGUCCAGGUCUGCGGGGCUCACGUGGACAGCAUGACCCGCUGUGCAGAGGUCGUCUCCACGCACGCAGAGGUGGAUUUCAUCGACGUCAAUGUGGGCUGUCCUAUUGACUUGGUCUGCAAUAAGGGUGCAGGGUGUUCGCUGAUGGAUAGGCGGACGAGGUUCGAGUCGAUAGUGAGAGGAAUGACAGCAGUGGCCAGCUGCCCUGUCACCGUCAAGAUGAGGACCGGAGUCCAUCACCGGAACUGGAACGCCCACAAACUCCUCCCACGACUGCAAGACUGGGGUGUCGCCAUGGCAGCCGUGAGUGUAGUCCUGCCGACUGAAGUUGGUCUGUUUACCUCUGGCACAGAGUGUGCGAACCAUUUUUUCUCCUCUACUUUUCUUCUUUUCCGUCUUCCUUCUUUUUACCUUCCUCUUUUCUUCCUUUUCUCGGUUUUUUCUCCUUCUUUUUCUUCUUUUUCUUCUUUUUUCUUCUCUCCCUUCUUUUUUAUCUCCAUCCUCUUCCCUCUCCCCCUCUCCCCCUCUCAUCCCUCUCUUCCCUCUCCUCCCUCUCCCCCUCUCACCGACACUGAAAAGGUACACGGGAGAUCGAGAGAGCAGAGGUACACGAAGCUGGCAGACUGGGGGUACAUAUCCCAGUGUGCCACGGCCGCUUCUCCUCUGCCAGUGUUUGGUUGCGGAGAUAUCCUGUCGUUUGAGGAUUACGAGCAACACGCACAGGGCCAGGCCGGCAUUAUGAUCGCCAGGGGUGCACUAAUUAAGCCGUGGAUAUUCACUGAACUCAAGGAAAGAAGACACUGGGACAUAUCGUCGUCAGAGAGACUCGACAUUUUGAGACGCUACGCAAACUACGGCCUGGAGCACUGGGGAUCUGAUACCAUUGGAGUGGAGAACACGAGAAAAUUUCUGCUGGAGUGGCUGAGUUUCCUCUACCGCUACAUCCCCGUGGGUCUACUGGAGAGGGUUCCCCAGACGAUCAACGAACGACCUCCGCUGUACCACGGCAGAGACGAGCUGGAGACGCUGAUGGCCUCGCACUACUGCAACGACUGGAUCAAGAUCAGUGAGAUGUUAUUGGGACCUGUACCAUCAAACUUCACCUUCCUUCCAAAACACAAGGCCAACUCCUACCUCCAGCAUUAAUAUUAUACAUACCUCGCAUUCUUUAUUGCAGCUAAUUGUUUUAUUUUGAAAUUGAAAAUCAUGGUUCACAAAGAGAGU
Geodia barretti is the source of this 2545-nucleotide messenger RNA. NCBI's taxonomy places the organism in Eukaryota, Metazoa, Porifera, Demospongiae, Tetractinellida, Geodiidae. The record is from the annotation of a GenBank genome assembly.